This is a messenger RNA of Amorphotheca resinae ATCC 22711, 1047 nucleotides long. RefSeq lists its product as hypothetical. Lineage: Eukaryota; Fungi; Ascomycota; Leotiomycetes; Helotiales; Amorphothecaceae. The record is from RefSeq and is a predicted model, not a curated record. Bases 1 to 1047 code for a protein of 348 amino acids. The transcript is spliced from 2 exons.
AUGCCCCCAGAACUCAUCCCCGAUGAUGAAGACUACGCCUCUUCCGAAGACUCUGACUUUGCGCCCGAUGCCGCACCUGUCGAGGAGGCUUCCUCGGACGAGGAAUCGGAAGCUGAGGAGGCGACUGUGAAACAGAAAUCCAAAUCUGCGAAGAGGAAACGAGGGCAGGAUGACGAGGCUGAAGAUGCAGGGUUUGAAAAUUCUGGAGAUGAGGCGAUCAUUGUGAAGGGUCUUAAGAAGCAGAGGAGGAAGAAGGACAAGGAGGCGGAUGAGGACGAAGGUGGAGAGGGAGGCUUGAUCAAGACGAGGAGCAUGCGAGCUUUGGAGAAGAUUGAAAAGAAACCUCUCGCUGAUGCGUCCGCCGCAACAAUAGAUGUCGAUGCAUUAUGGGCAGAUAUGAUAUCUGGCAAAACGAAAGCAAAAGGACCCGAAAACAAUCAAUCCACGAACACCAGCACACCGAUCGAUUCAAGCGGCUCCUUGAGUCCAAAUACAAGACGGGAUGGCCUACAUCCAGAUCCCAAGGAAGCUAGAAAAGACUCAAGAUCGCCCAGUACACUGAGUGAUGGGCCUGAUUCCAUGAUAAUGAUCAAACGAACCUACAACUUUGCCGGAAAAGUCCACAUAGAACAAAAGCUGGUCCCCCGGAACUCCGCAGAAGCAAAGCUAUUCCUCGCCUCUCAAGACAACUCUACCAAACCCGCAAUCGAAGAUGCCUUAUCAUCCAUUAAACCCAAAAGACCGACCAAGAAGGCCCGGAGGUCUGUAUUUGAGCCAGUGUCAGAUAUACCGCCAAGGACUGACUUACAUUUCGGUGUGAGAAAGGACAGCGGGGUGCAGAUUACGGCAUUGACCAAGGAUGCGAAGAAGCUGAAUACCGUGGAGAAGAGUGCGAUGGAUUGGGCGGGCUUUGUUGAUAAGGAGGGCAUUAAGGAUGAGUUAGAUGCGGCUGGUAAAUCGAAAGGGGCGUAUAGGGCAAGACAGGAGUUUUUGGCAAGAGUGGAACAGAAAAAAGAGGAAGAGGCGAGAAGAGCUAGGGGGUUAUGA